AUGGUCUCACCAGUUUCAGAUUUGGAGAUCAAAGAGACCUUUUGGUCCAUCAAUCCUUCCAAGGCUCCAGGCCCUGAUGGGUACAAUGGUGGGUUUUUUAGGAAAGCUUGGUCUGGACAAUUGCUCACCAGAGCUAACUCCACUAUUAUUGCCCUUGUCCCUAAGAUACUUAACCCUUCCAAGGUGGGUGACUUUAGGCCCAUUUCAUGCUGCAAUACCAUUUACAAAUGCAUCUCUAAGAUUUUAGCCAAGAGAUUGCAAUCUAUUCUCUCUUUGCUCAUAGAUCCUGUUCAAUCAAGUUUUGUGAAGGGUAGGAGAAUAGCAGAUAACAUAUUCCUCACCCAAGAACUCAUGAGAGGUUAUCAUAAGUCAUCUCCUUCUCCAAGGUGUGCCAUGAAAGCUGAUAUAAUGAAAGCUUAUGAUAAUGUUAGGUGGGAGUUUCUAUGGGAUGUUCUUUCUGCAAUGAACUUUCAUCCUACCAUGAUCAAAUGGCUACAAGCUUGUGUAACCACUGCAAAUUACUCACUUUGUAUUAAUGGGGAAGUGACGGGUUACAUUAAGGGUAGGAAGGAUGAUCAUAUGAUAUUUUGCAAAGGUGAGCGUCCAUUUGUCAAACUCAUCCAGGUUGCAUUGAUAGAGUUUGAGGCUCUUUCUGGUCUCUCUCUUAGCCCAGGGAAGUGUAGCAUAUUCUUCUCUGGAGUUAGUGUGGGAAUUAAGGAGACUAUUAUGCAGGAGCUGGGAUUCCAGGAGGGUUUCCUGCCAGUGAGAUAUCUAGGAGUCCCAUUACUAUCUACUAGACUCAAAGCUAUCGAUUGUCGGAGAUUAGUAGAUAGUAUUACUUCCAAAACUAAGAGUUGGACUAAUAGGGACCUUACCUUUGCUGGGAGCGUUCAGCUUAUCAAGAACAUUUUGUUCUUGAUGCAAACUUAUUGGUCAUCCUUGUUCAUCUUACCAAAGAAGGUCAUCAAGGAAGUUGAAUCUAUUCUUCGGGCCUUUUUAUGGUCUGUCCCUGACCUUAAAAGAACAGGGGCUAAGGUGGCUUGGGAGCAUCUCUAUGCUCCUAAAGAUGAGGGAGGUCUUGGUUUCAAAUCUUUGGAGGUUUGGAAUAAGGUUGCGGUUGCCAAGCAUAUUUGGUUCUUGAUAUCAGGGGGUGAACAAUCAAUGUGGUGCCAAUGGGUUAAGUCCUAUUUAUUAAAAGGAAGGAACUUUUGGAGGCUUAAAAUGCCUAGUAAUCCCUCAUGGGUUUGGAGGAAGUUAGUUAAUUUAAGAAUUCUAGUCCAACUGUAG
This is a messenger RNA of Rhododendron vialii, 1287 nucleotides long. RefSeq lists its product as uncharacterized. Lineage: Eukaryota; Viridiplantae; Streptophyta; Magnoliopsida; Ericales; Ericaceae. The transcript is spliced from 3 exons. Bases 1 to 1287 code for a protein of 428 amino acids. The record is from RefSeq and is a predicted model, not a curated record.